Messenger RNA from Erpetoichthys calabaricus (reedfish), 2292 nucleotides. RefSeq names its product zinc finger protein 346 (gene znf346). Bases 49 to 1311 code for a protein of 420 amino acids. The transcript is spliced from 8 exons. The record is from RefSeq and is a predicted model, not a curated record. Gene Ontology annotation, molecular function: nucleic acid binding; zinc ion binding. Lineage: Eukaryota; Metazoa; Chordata; Cladistia; Polypteriformes; Polypteridae.
UCACGUAAUCUCGCGCCUGCGCAUAGGGCUUAGCUGCGGACAGGCAAGAUGGACGGUGAUACGCUAACUGGAGAUUUCUUGUUUGAACCGGUGGGCAAAGCUGAAGUGAAUCGGAUGAUAAAAGACAAUUGUCAUAUGUUCUCGGAUACACAUUGCAAAGUAUGCAGUGCAGUUCUGAUUUCUGAGUCACAAAAACUUGCACAUUAUCAGGGUAAAAAACAUGCCAAUAAGGUUCGGCGAUACAUAAGCAUCCACAAAGAUGAGGAGCCAUUGGUGAAAAGGGUAAAACUACAACCUGAGGAAACUAAAAGUAAUGGUGAAGUAGAUCGUUCUAAGGCUUGCCCCCUUUGCAAUAUGACUUUCUCUUCACCAGUAGUGGCAGAGUCUCACUACCAAGGCAAAGUUCACUCCAAAAACCUGAAGCUGAAUCAACAAGUGAUCUUGGCACAAGCCAAGCCCACUGCUGCUUCAAAGAAAAAGUCAUCAGCCACAGGCAUAGCUUCAGAAGAAGGUGCUAGCAAUGAUCCUGACAAGUUCUGCUCAAUAUGCCACACCAGGUUCAACAACCCACUUAUGGCAAAACAACAUUAUGUGGGCAAGAAGCACAAAAAGCAGAUCACCAAGGUCAAGCUCAUGGAACAUUAUGGACCAUCCACCACACUUGUCAAAGGGUACCAGUGUACACUGUGUAAGAUUGAGCUGAACUCCGUAGAGCAGUAUCAAGCACACAUCAGUGGAGCCAAGCACAAGAACCAGAUGAAAGGGAAAAAAGAUAAUACACCUUCAUCACCACAGAAAGAGUCAGACAACCUUCAAGAGUCAGACAACCUUCAAGAGCUACAAGAGCCUGAAAACCUGCAAGAAUCUGACAACGUACAAGAGCCCAAAAACCUACAAGAUUCUGACAACGUAAAAGACCCCAAAAACCUACAAGAUUCUGACAACGUAAAAGAGCCCGAAAAUCUAGAAGAUUCUGACAACGUAAAAGAGCCCGAAAACCUAGAAGAUUCUGACAACGUAAAAGAGCCCGAAAACCUAGAAGAUUCUGACAACGUACAAGAGCCCGAAAACCUAGAAGAUUCUGACAACGUACAAGAGCCCGAAAACCUAGAAGAGUCUGACGACCUACAAGAGCCCGAAAACCUAGAAGAGUCUGACGACCUACAAGAGCCCGAAAACCUAGAAGAGUCUGACGACCUACAAGAGCCCGAAAACCUAGAAGAGUCUGACGAUCUACAAGAGCCCGAAAACCUAGAAGAGUCUGACGAUCUACAAGAGCCCGAAAACCUAGAAGAGUCCGAAAAUCCCUGAUGUGGGAUCUGUUGAUAAUUUUUCAAGUUACAGUCAAGAUUAUGUGUGAAAACCUGCCCAAAGAACAUUAUUAACCUUAAACUCAUGAAGACAUCUCCUUGAAAGCAUUGUUAAAUAGAAUCAGACUCCUAAGUUAGAAAUGAGAAAUUCAGAUAAAGCUCAGUUCUCACAUUGUUUAUUACUAUUUUUGUCUUUUAAACUUCAGUUUACUUCUCGUGGAUGUUUUAAGUUCUUUGUCCUGCUUUAUGGUAAUUCUUGUUAACACUGGUUUCCUGGUACCGUUGCAGAUCUAUCUGUAAAUAAUUUCUGAAAAGAGCAGAACUACCUUUGUAUCUUGUAAUUUUCUUGUAAAAACUUACCUCCGGUUUGGUGUCAGAAUGUUUAUCCAAAUAUUUUAGUCUCUGUUUAGCUUUUAUAAGAACUUUAAGAUGCAUUUGAAAUCCUGGGAAUUUAGUUGUAAAUCUCCAUAGCAAAAAUUUUUUUUUAUUAGAACUGAGCUUCAUCUUUCCAAUUUUAUUGAGUAAUUUUAAAGUGAAUUGAAAUUUUUAAAGACUUAGAUUGCACUUUGCAAUAUUAAUUAUUUGAUUUGUUCAUCUGUUUAGAAAGAGGUUUCUUUUUCUGUUAUGACUUAUUAAGCGAUCAAGGACAGGGGCAUAAUUAACUUAGAGACGUGUACCUUUUGAAAAUUUCCCAAAAGUGUUUAAUUUCUUUUGUGUAGGAAGUAGCAUUUAAAGUUUGAAUGGUUGAUAGAAACGCAGCCAAAGUAGAACUGUUUUCCUUUUGCCCAUGAGGAGUAGUUUAGUUAUUUCCACAUGGCCCUUCUUAGUGAUAACCAGUUCUUCUUUUCCUUCUGCUUCACUAAUAGUAUUUUUUUAUUAUGGAUGACAGCAGCUUUCAGCUGUCUGUAGGCUGUGAAGUAGCAGUGUUUGCAGUUUCAUUUAUGACAGUAAAGUUGUUUCAUUGUUUUACACUUUCACCUCA